CAAAAGCUUCCCAGUACCAUAGUUUCCAGUCAACGGUCGAUAUUCCCAGUAAAUAGUUGUCUAGACCAAAGUGAAUAAUUUUUUGUGCCAUAAUUACCAACCCUCCUCAGAAGAUAUUUUGAUCAAAAAACUUUGCACGCGUUAAUUUUCCAGCGACUCAAACCGUUCCAUACCUACUUGGUAUACAUCUUUUAUUCCCUUGUAAUUAUCCAGAAUGAAUCCUCCAACCAUAAAAUUAGUUCAUUUUCUAGGUCUACUGCUGUUCAUUUUUGCCUAUGUUCCGGCCAUUGUCCGUGCAGCCGGUCGGGCCCAGCCAACCUGCCCGAAAGGGUAUUCAGCUCAAGUGAUUGGAAUACAGGGUAUCACCGGGAAGGUCACGUUCAAGCCGACGACCGCAGGCAUUGAGGUUACCGUUGUGGCGAACGGCUUCGAAAGGAUGGAAAAACAUAAAUGUCAUAUUCACGUAAAUCGGAUCCAGGGUGGUAAUUGUUAUACGGCAGGUGCAAACUAUGAUCUCAACAGCAAGCAGCCUAACUGUCCCUUGAGAACACCUCAAGAUCAAUGUCAAACUGGGGAUCUAACUGGUAAAGGAGGAGACUUGGAACCUAAAAAACCUGGCGUGGAAGUUUCAAUGAGAUAUACGGACAAAAUCUUGAAAGUUCAAGACCUCGUGGGACACAGUGUUGUUUUCCAUGACCAGGGAGGAGAUUUCAUUGGUUGUGGUAAUAUUGAAUGUGUAACACGCUAAGAGUCUUGGAAUUUUGGUGAUUUCCGCCAUUAUCAAGUUUCUAUAUCAAAGAUCUUCUCAACUUUUCAGGAUUUGUCACAUAUUCCAGUCCCAGUGAUCAAGAUACAUAGUGUCCCUAAUCCCUAUCCAUCCAUCUUAAAUGAGGACUUGUUGAUAUAUUGCUUUUAUUGUGGCCAUUGAUGGUCUUGAAGAUUCACUUACGGUCAUUUUAAUAAGUGGUAUUCAUCAACUAGGAGUCUUAAUAUCCCUUGUUCUUUUUUCAUUUUUCACACAAAUCCCUUAUUCUAAUCCUCUACUAACUUGGCAAGUCAUCUAUCACCUUUCGAAAUCUGUGUAUGAUUGUAUAAAUGAACCUUUUGCCUUUUCUUCAUUCUUUCUUAUGAUAAUAUGAAGUAGUCAAGAAGAGAAUUGAGUUAGAAUUGAGUAGCAUUAGCAGUAUGCAGUAUCACUGAGUAUCCUUG
This is a messenger RNA of Puccinia graminis f. sp. tritici CRL 75-36-700-3, 1209 nucleotides long. RefSeq names its product copper/zinc superoxide dismutase. The record is from RefSeq and is a predicted model, not a curated record. Lineage: Eukaryota; Fungi; Basidiomycota; Pucciniomycetes; Pucciniales; Pucciniaceae. The transcript has 4 exons. Gene Ontology annotation, biological process: removal of superoxide radicals. Gene Ontology annotation, molecular function: superoxide dismutase activity; copper ion binding. The coding region runs from base 215 to 748 and encodes 177 amino acids.